Opisthorchis viverrini is the source of this 426-nucleotide messenger RNA. RefSeq lists its product as hypothetical. The transcript is spliced from 2 exons. The record is from RefSeq and is a predicted model, not a curated record. Bases 1 to 426 code for a protein of 141 amino acids. NCBI's taxonomy places the organism in Eukaryota, Metazoa, Platyhelminthes, Trematoda, Opisthorchiida, Opisthorchiidae.
AUGGGAAGGUCCUCAAAGAAAACCAUAUCACCUGGCGAUUGUGGUAACUACAGCGGGAUCAGCUUGACCCCGGUUGUAACGAGACUGUUGGCGUCAAUUGUGCUUCGUCGCCUUACGGUGGCUCGUGAGAUACUGACCCGAGAGCAGCAAGCGGGAUUCCGGCCUGGCCCAGCACUUAGGACCGAUGACUCCGUUUGUCAUGCAUCGGCUCUGCGCACAACAUAUGCUCGUCACAUGGCGCCGACAUCCCCAGGUAUCCCCGAAUCGAUCUUUAAGCCUCGGCACCCAGUCUAUCUGGCUGCAUUCCACGUCUGCACUCUGAAGCAAGCGGGACAACAAGCUGCUCUUGCACUCACACUGGACUCGCUUGGCAUUGAUGUGUGCUGUGCCUCAGAAACGAGAAUUCAAAAUACAAGCAGUGAUUGA